Mercenaria mercenaria is the source of this 2216-nucleotide messenger RNA. RefSeq lists its product as uncharacterized. The transcript is spliced from 4 exons. The coding region runs from base 172 to 1623 and encodes 483 amino acids. The record is from RefSeq and is a predicted model, not a curated record. Lineage: Eukaryota; Metazoa; Mollusca; Bivalvia; Venerida; Veneridae.
GGCUGCAUUCUCAGUUAUGUCAUCAAACCAGAUGAGUAUACUUGAUCAGAAGUUCCCUGAUACUCUUGCUGAGCAUCUGCUUACAGUGAACUAGAACUCAACAUCCCCUUCUUUUUAAGACUCUUGGAAGCUAUCAUAGGGAACUCUUGUAACAGGCGAGCCGCAAUUGUAAUGAUUUAUAGCAUGAUCUUAAACAGUUGCAUCAACAAGGUGUCUGCAAUACAAAGGAUGAUUACAACGCUGGCUGUCAGAUGUCAUGCUGACAAUAUGCUUCUUAGUAGACUGAACAAGCUUCACAUCACUAUGUCAGCGGUCAGUAAAGGCAAUAUAAUUACUGAGUGGGGAGAUAAUUAUGACAAUCGUUUAAAGAAAUCGAUAGCAGAUGGAAAUGAUGGCAAGUUGAAUGGGGACAAUGUGGACAUAUUUGUGACAACAAAUGACAUUCGAAUGAAGAAAUUUUUCAAAAAAUCUUCUGGUAGGGACGUUGGAACGUUGUAUCAUCUCAAAACAAUAAUUCAGAGAACAAGUGUCAACGGCAACGUGAAAAGUCGUUUUAAGGCACACGAAGAGUUUGCCCUUCUUGUCGGGAAGGCAUAUGUGCUUGAGGCUGCUAUGGAGCACUUUGGGAUGGACAAUAUGGAAAGUAUUCCUACUCUAAAUGUACCGACGGAAGACAUAAACAAAAGUCACCAUUCAAGACGCCUCAUGGAGUUCAACAAAUCAAUGGAUGGGUUUAUAACAAUGGUGUGCAGUUCCCUUAGUUUUAAUGAAGUACCUGACCAGAGCAGAGUUACUGUGACUAUUGCUGGCCAAGAUGUACAACUACCCGUAGAGAAUGGAAAUGUCCACAUCAAAUUUCAACAUCUUGGACAGGCCAUAACAGUGCUAAUAUCAUUAAAAACUUUAAAACAGAACAGUGUAAGGGUGAUGUUGGGAGGAACUGCUGUGACCAUUAUGAUCAAACAGGGUGAUGAACUGCAAAACUAUAUUUUAAAUUACUUGCAGUACUACUUUGUUCUUUUAAACUUUAAAGACUCCAUUCGUGAAGGUGAUAUUAUCCGAACAAGCAACAUCCUUAAGAUAGCUAUUCCAUUUUUUUUCAAUCAUUCUCCUCUUUCAAAGUAUAUGGUAGAGUGCAUUGAUUUUAUACUUAAGACAGAGGUAUUACUACCAGCUAAACUUUCAUUACAAGUAAGGGUUGCUUCUUUUGUGAAUCCAAAAGGCAGACAGGGUAAAAACAAGGCUGCUGACCUUCAGAAAGAAAAUCAGGUCAAAGAGGUAAAAACUCUUAUUAGGGGCCUUGGUGCAAAUAAAACAGAACAGUCUGUUAUAAAGAUAUCAGCAGCCGCACCUGUUAUAAAGGAUAUAGUACAGAAUUUUGAUAGCCAGAUAGAUUUUAAAGAGAAAUCUACUUCGCACAAGAAAAGAUCUGAGGAGGAAGAUUUGCAGUGUAUUAUAAAAGUUCUCCGGGAGCUCCGGCCUUUUAGGACUGUACCUGGUAGAAAACUUGAAAGUUUUAAUGACAUGAAGGCUAGUGUUUUUCAUGAACUGUAUGACAAAAGAGGAGUUUUAAAUGAGAAAAUACAACAGCAGUUUUGCAUGGGGCAUGUUAGGUUCUUUUAGAAAAAAAAUUUGCAGAGUUAUGGGACUUUGUUUUUUUGUUACUAUACUAAUACAUAGACACAAUCUUGUGCGCACCAUCUCUCCUCAUCCCCUUGACACAAUUUAAUGAAACUUCUCACAAGUGAUCAGUACCAACCCUAGUUGUGCAUGGUGCAUGUUACAUUCUUUUAGAAGCCCGCCCGCUUAGCUCAGUAGGUAAGAGCGUUGGUCUACGGAUCUCGGGGUCGUGAGUUCGAUCCUCGGGCGGGGCGUAUGUUCUCCGUGACUAUUUGAUAAACGACAUUGUGUCUGACAUCAUUAGUCCUCCACCUCUGAUUCAUGUGGGGAAGUUGGCAGUUACUUGCGGAGAACAGGUUUGUACCGGUACAGAAUCCAGGAAAACUGGUUAGGUUAACUGCCCGCCGUUACAUAACUGAAAUACUGUUGAAAAAUGGCGUUAAACCCAAAACAAACAAACAAAGAUAAAUAUUCUGCAUAGUUAUGGGACUUUGUUUUUUGUUACUAUACUGUAUACAUACAGUCUAUAUACAUAUAGUCCAUAUAAUUAUGCAAUCUUGUGUGCGUCAAAUUGCAAUGUACUGUGUCAGUGCAUG